Brienomyrus brachyistius is the source of this 1011-nucleotide messenger RNA. It is a transcript of the gene irx1b, whose product is annotated as iroquois homeobox 1b. Lineage: Eukaryota; Metazoa; Chordata; Actinopteri; Osteoglossiformes; Mormyridae. The record is from RefSeq and is a predicted model, not a curated record. Gene Ontology annotation, cellular component: nucleus. Gene Ontology annotation, molecular function: RNA polymerase II cis-regulatory region sequence-specific DNA binding; DNA-binding transcription factor activity, RNA polymerase II-specific. Gene Ontology annotation, biological process: regulation of transcription by RNA polymerase II; neuron differentiation; cell development.
UCUCCAGCUGGGUUACCCCCAGUAUUUAAGCGCCACCCAAGCGGCGUACGGAGGCGAUCGGACUGGGGUGCUUUCCGCGUCUUUCCGGGGCAGCCCCUCGGAAAUCGGUGCGGGUCAGUCUGCCACAGCGGCGGUCACGUCGGUGCUGGGCAUGUAUGCAAACCCGUACGCGGCUCCCGGCUAUAGCGCCUUUCUGCCGUACAGCAGCGCGGACCUUGCUCUCUUCUCGCAGCUGGGUGCGCAGUAUGAGCUGAAAGACAGCCCCGGUGCUCUUCCGUCCAGCUUCGCGGCCCACGCCGCGGCCGCCUUCUACCCGUACGGCCAGUGCCAGUAUGGGGACGCCGCUAGAGUCAAGAGUGCCACUCGGGAAACGACGACCACGCUGAAAGCCUGGCUUCAGGAGCAUAAGAAAAACCCGUACCCCACCAAGGGGGAAAAGAUCAUGCUGGCCAUCAUCACCAAGAUGACCCUCACCCAGGUGUCCACCUGGUUCGCUAACGCCCGCAGGAGACUCAAGAAGGAGAACAAGGUGACAUGGGGACGCAGUGCUGAGGACCGGGAUGGCAAAAUAUUUGACAGCGAUAACGAAGGGACCACUGUAAAAAACGAAGAUGAGGAGAUUGACCUGGAAAGCGUAGAUAUAGACAAGAUUGACGAGAACAAUGCGGACCAAAGUAACGAAGAGGAUGAUGGGGAUGAAGAUGAGGAUGAUAACUUCGAUGAAAGGGAGGGGCCUGAAAGUACGCAUAAAAGACCAACGCAAAAAUGUACGGAGAACCCGAAUUAUACCUCUGCCGACAAGGAGCAAUCAAUUGACAAAAAACAGAGGUAUCAUUUCUUCCGACGAGCAAAGCCGUUCCCAAAUUCCCCCGUGCCAUAAACCCAAAAUAUGGUCGUUAGCCGAAACGGCUACGUGUCCCGACAGCUCUCAGAAAUCCGCGAUGCCCCCUGGAGCAGCCAGCCUGACCUCGAUACCCAUCCAGCACCCGGCUUUCCUGCCGAGCCAUGGAG